This is a messenger RNA of Panicum virgatum (switchgrass), 1264 nucleotides long. RefSeq names its product dof zinc finger protein 4-like. Lineage: Eukaryota; Viridiplantae; Streptophyta; Magnoliopsida; Poales; Poaceae. Bases 23 to 940 code for a protein of 305 amino acids. Gene Ontology annotation, biological process: regulation of DNA-templated transcription. The transcript has a single exon. The record is from RefSeq and is a predicted model, not a curated record. Gene Ontology annotation, molecular function: DNA binding; DNA-binding transcription factor activity.
GCCAGCAGAGACCAGCCGAGUAAUGCGCGCUGCGAGCGCGAGGGUAUUUACGUCCAUCGGCUUCUUCUGUGAAGGAGAGACACAAAGCAAUGAAGCAGGAGGGAGAGCGGGCAGAGAGAGCAGAGCAGGCAGCCUCGAUCAAGCCCUCAGGUCCGCCAUCGAAACCACCAGCUCUGUACGCGAACCACCGCUGCAACGCGUUCCAGAAGCCCCUAGGCCGUACGGUCCUCUCAUGCAGGAGCUCGAGCCCGUCCCCGGCAUGGCGGGGCGGCUGUUUGGCGCCGGCGCCAACGGCGGCUCCUCGGCGACGGCGCAGCAUGGGGUCGCCGAGGUUCCGUGCCCGCGGUGCGGCUCGCCCAACACCAAGUUCUGCUACUACAACAACUACAACCUCGCGCAGCCGCGCCACUUCUGCAAGGCCUGCCGCCGCUACUGGACCAAGGGCGGCCACCUCCGUAACGUCCCCGUCGGCGGCGGCUGCCGCAAGCACAAGCCCAAGCGCCCCGCUGCCGCUGCCGUCGACGGCUCGGAAAGGAACGGAAAGAUCCCACGCUCUGGCUGCGCCGGCGCCGCCGCCGCCGGCGACGCGCCGGUGUCGAGCGCGUUCUCUGUUGUGACCGAACCGAGCGGCGUCAGCAGCAGCGUCGCGGAGGUUGGCGCCGGCGCCGGCAGAUGCGCGGCCGGCGACUUGCGGACGCUGCUCGUACCCCCUCCGGCGCCGGUGUUUGCCGACCAGGCGGCCGUAUUCGCGUCGCUCUUCGCGACGCCGCGGCCUCUCCCGGCCUUCAGUUCCUCUGCUUAUCCCAUGGCCGAGGAGCGCGUUGCCAGCUCCCUUGCGGAGCAGCAGUCGCCGGAGUCCGAUGCGGCCGCCGCAGGCACAGCGCCGUUCUCCGGCUCCGCACCACCGGAUGGUGCGCUUGCGGCUGGAGCAUCCAACUGACCGACGGCAGCGUCCGGAGCGGGGGUAUUCGAGCUAGCGGGAGGCAUCGCCGGCGACGCGUCGCUGCCGGAGUACUGGAACCCGGGGAGCUGGACGACGGACCCGGACCCGACCAUCUAUCUGCCGUAGCGUGUCACUGAUCACAUAAUUGGUUCAUUCUUGUACUAAAAAACCCUGGUCCAAGUCCAACAAACACCAUUCCUUUCCAACAUAAAUCCUCUCAAUAUAUAUGGAUUGGGGGAUUAUCUGUCCUUAAAGAUACAUGCUAAUAAUGAGCUGGUUACACAAAACAAGCUUUUGUUCAGUUGAUAGUCUUUCGACUUC